CAAUAUCGUGUGAGAGGGGCGUAUUUAAGCAUCUGCUAGUGUUUCACAUAACCCACGUGCAUGAGCUUCAGCAUAGAUUGCUUGCUGGUGAACUGUGUUUAGUGUCUUUUUUUGUAUUUUAUUAGGGCAGUUCAAAAUGGUCCUCCGUGUAGAAAAAGGACCCGACAAUGUGCCAUUUGUGCAAUUGGGGGAAUGCCAAUUGCGACUUGACUUAGAAGAUUUAAACGAGACAUUUAAAGAACGUGCCAAAAAUGAGCUUCGAGAGACUCCGGAAGUUGUCGAAAAUGCUUUACGCGAAUUCAGAGAAUAUAUUUCAAAGGAACCUGGCUUACAUUUACCCCUAGACGAUGUCAACUUUUUACUAAAGUUCUUGAGACCUUUUAAAUUUUAUCCGGAUAGCGCAUUUCGUGUGUUGAAGAAAUUUUAUAAAUUCAAACUUAAGCAUCCGAAAUAUGGCGUAAAUGUGACGCCAAACAGUGUAAGACAUGUUUUUGAUAAUGAAGUAUUUGUUUUCCUACCAACAAGAACUCCGUCAGGAUCAAGGAUAAUGAUCGUUAAUGCAGGAACUAAAUGGAAUCCAAAAGAUGUAUCUGUAGCCGAUAUGUUCAGAGCUGUGAUGGUGGCCAUAGAAAUUGCUAUGUUGGAACCAAAAACACAAGUAGCUGGUGUUCAUGUUAUAUUAAAUAUGGAAGGAUUUUCCUUAAAUCAUGUGUAUCAGUUUUCGCCAACUGUAGCAAAGCUUAUGGUAGAUUGGGUACAGGAAUGUGCUCCAGUCAGACUGAAAGGAAUUCAUAUUAUAAAUCAGUCGAUAUUCUUCAAUAUGGUCUACGCUAUUUUCAAACCUUUUAUUGGAGAAAAACUGAAAAAAAGAUUGUUUUUUCAUGGUUCUAAUAAAGAAAUUCUCUGCAAACAUAUAUCUGCCGAUGCCUUGCCAAAAAAUCUUGGAGGUAGUGGAGUUGUACCAGAAUAUCCAGGAAAAUUGCUUUCAGAAAUGUUAUUUUUUUACGAAGAACUUUUUGAGAGAUUCAACAGCUAUCGGUAUAUAAAAGAAAACUAACUAGUUGAUUGGUUUAUAUCUAUGUAUUUUUCAAAUUGAAUUGAAAUGAUUUUGUUAUUUAAAUAUUAUAUAAUAAAAUUAUAAAAACGA
This is a messenger RNA of Tribolium madens (black flour beetle), 1147 nucleotides long. Its product is annotated as alpha-tocopherol transfer protein-like. Gene Ontology annotation, molecular function: phosphatidylinositol bisphosphate binding. Bases 137 to 1057 code for a protein of 306 amino acids. Gene Ontology annotation, cellular component: membrane. The transcript has 7 exons. Lineage: Eukaryota; Metazoa; Arthropoda; Insecta; Coleoptera; Tenebrionidae. The record is from RefSeq and is a predicted model, not a curated record.